AUGAAAGAAGAAGGAGUUGUGGGAAAAGUCUUCCCUCCUGGUGUAGCUGAAGAUGCUGCCCUAGAAAAUAUGGGUUAUCGUCCAGAGCUCAAGCGAUCAUUCGGUCUUUUGGGCAUGAUUGGCUUCUCCUUUUCCAUUGUUACGAGUUGGAGUGCCCUCGGUGGUGUGCUUGUCACAGGUGUCAAUGCUGGUGGUCCACCGGUGAUGAUUUGGGGCUGGGUAGGCAUCAGUCUUGUCUCCCUCUGCGUCGUCUAUUCCAUGGCAGAAAUGUGCUCUGAGUACCCCGUUGCCGGAGGUCAAUACUCAUGGGUCUACAUUCUCUCACCGAAAUCGGUGAGGAGACAAUUCUCCUAUCUUACGGGAUGGUUCAUGAUCAUCGGUAUUCUUGCCAUGGGCGCAACGAACAGUUUCAUCGGCGCAAAUUUUAUCCUGGGCCAAGCGAAUCUCGUUAAUCCAUCCUACGUAAUUGAGCGGUGGCACACGGUCUUGGUAGCCUGGGUAGUGACUCUCAUUGCAACGUUCAUCAAUCUAUGGGGAUCGAAGAUUCUUGACAAAGUAUCUACGGUUGCGCUUUUCUUCAACAUUGCGUCGUUCAUCGUGACGAUUGUCACUAUUUUGGCAUGCAAUACCAAUAAACAAAGUGCCAGUUUUGUCUUUCAAGACUUUCAGAAUUUUACUGGCUUCGGAACGGCUAUGGCUGGUAUUAUUGGAAUACUACAGCCGGCGUUCGGCAUGUGUUGUUAUGAUGCGCCAUCUCACAUGACCGAGGAACUAAAAGAUGCUUCCAAAGAAGCUCCUCGCGCGAUGGUUCUCUCCGUCUACAUUGGAGCCAUCACAGGUUUCAUCUUCUUGAUCGCUGUUUGUUUUUGUGUUGAUGAUAUCGAUGCUGUUGCUAACACAUCUACUCUGGUUCCUCUGAUUCAAAUCUACGCCGAUUCAACCAACAGUCACAUCGCAGCAUGUUUCCUAGCAUCCAUGAUCGUAGUCAUCAACGUCGCAUCUUCCAACGCACUGCUUGCGGAAGGAAGUAGAAGUCUUUACGCAUUCGCUAGAGAUCAUGGACUUCCAUUUUCGAGCCAUAUCAGUAAAGUGAGCGCCAAGCAUCAAGUUCCCGUUGUGGCUAUCAUUAUUGGAACCAUAGUGCAAAUGGCAUUUAACAGCAUUUACUUUGGGACAGUAACAGGGUUUAAUACUGUAAUCGCCAUUGCGACAGAGGGGUUUUAUCUUUCAUACGCUAUGCCUCUUCUCGUGCGCAUAAUAUCUCAUAUCAAUGGAUCGCAUCGGCAACUUACAGGUCCAUGGGCAAUGAGACCAGUCGUCUCAUUACUGGUUAAUGGGGUUGGCCUGGCGUAUUUGCUUUUCGCAUGUAUUACUUUUAAUUUCCCAUCGGUGUAUCCGGUUACGAGCGAGAAUAUGAAUUAUACUUCAGCGGCUAUAGGUGUGAUUAUGAUGGUAGCGGCGGGAACUUGGGGGACGACUGCUCGAAAGAGGUUUUCCGGGCCAGAGAUUGAGGUUGUAGAUGUGGUGACGGGAGUGGAGAGGACAGAUUCGGAUGAGAUGAGUAGAAGGGAAAAGAGGGAGGAGAAGAAGAGUGGAUGA
This is a messenger RNA of Botrytis fragariae, 1599 nucleotides long. Its product is annotated as putative gaba permease protein. NCBI's taxonomy places the organism in Eukaryota, Fungi, Ascomycota, Leotiomycetes, Helotiales, Sclerotiniaceae. Gene Ontology annotation, molecular function: transmembrane transporter activity. The record is from RefSeq and is a predicted model, not a curated record. The transcript has 6 exons. Bases 1 to 1599 code for a protein of 532 amino acids. Gene Ontology annotation, biological process: amino acid transport; transmembrane transport. Gene Ontology annotation, cellular component: membrane.